CAGGCGGCGGCCCGGUGGGCGCGCGCCAGGCCGGCAGCCAUGGCGGCGGCGGCGGAGCGGAGCCGCCUCAGCUUCCCGGGCGGCCCUGGGGCCCUGGGGCGGCCCGUGCCUAUGAACCUCUUCGCUACCUGGGAGAUCGACGGUUCCAGCCCUAGCUGCGUCCCCAGGUUGUGCAGCUUGACAUUAAAGAAACUGGUAGUCUUAAAGGAAUUGGAUAAGGAGCUUAUUUCUGGGGUCAUUGCUGUCAAAAUGCAGGGCUCCAAGCGCAUCCUGCGGUCUCACGAGAUUGUAUUGCCCCCGAGUGGACAUGUGGAGACGGAGCUUGCGCUGACCUUCUCGCUGCAGUACCCUCACUUCUUGAAGAGAGAAGGCAACAAGCUUCAGAUCAUGCUGCAGCGGCGGAAGCGAUACAAGAACCGAACCAUUUUAGGCUACAAGACUCUGGCUGUGGGGUCUAUCAACAUGGCUGAGGUCAUGCAGCACCCAACAGAAGGUGGCCAAGUUCUGAGCCUUUUCAGCAACAUCAAAGAGGCUGCAGUGAAGGUAGCAGAAAUCUGGAUCUUCUCCUUGUCAAGUCAGCCAAUUGACCAUGAAGACAGCACAAUGCAGGCCAGCCAGAAAAUCAAGUCUACAGACAACUAUUCCGAGGAAGAGUACGAGAGCUUCUCUUCUGAGCAGGAGGCCAGUGAUGAUGCCGUACAGGGCCAGGAUUUGGAUGAUGAUGAGUACGAGCUGGGGAAGCCCAAGAAGCAGCGGAGAUCGAUAGUAAGAACGACGUCCAUAACCAGGCAACAAAACUUCAAGCAGAAGGUUGUGGCAUUGCUGAAGAGGUUCAAAGUGUCUGAUGAGGUUCUGGAUUCAGAGCAGGACCCAGCAGAGCAUGUUCCAGAGGUGGAGGAGGACUUGGACCUUCUGUAUGACACACUGGAUAUAGAGAACCCCAGUGACAGUGGGCCAGAAAUGGAGGAUGAUGACAGUGUCUUGAGCACUCCAAAGCCAAAGUUAAAACCUUAUUUUGAAGGACUGUCACACUCCAGCUCUCAGACAGAAAUUGGUAGCAUCCACAGCAUCAGGAGCCAGAGAGAGCCAUCAAGUCCUCAGGUAGAAGUGCCUGAAAAGACAAAGAGUCUUGGAACCAAACAUGCAGGCGACAGUGUUUCUGACACUGUCUCAUAUGAGCCUAACCAGCAAGCUGAGGUCCCCGAAGCUGAACUUCCCACACCAGAUGUGUUUGUUGAGAAGCUCCCACCCAGCGGGAAGAUCACCAAGACAGAGUCCCUCAUUAUCCCAUCCACCAGCAGGUCUGAAGGGAAGCAGACUGGACGUCGGGGAAGGAGUACAUCUCUGAAGGAGAGGCAGCCUGUGAGGCCACAGAAUGAGAGAGCAAACAGUCUGGACAAUGAACGCUCUCCAGACACGCGGCACCACUUACAGAUCCCCAGGAAAACGGUGUAUGACCAACUAAAUCACAUCCUGGUUUCCGAUGACCAGCUGCCAGAAAACAUUAUUCUUGUCAAUACUUCUGACUGGCAAGGCCAGUAUCUGUCAGAUGUCUUGCAAAAGCAUACCUUGCCAGUGGUCUGCACAUGCUCUUCAGCGGAUAUUCAGGCAGCUUUCAGCACUAUUGUCUCCAGGAUACAGAGAUACUGUAACUGCAAUUCGCAGCCUCCAAACCCAAUUAAAAUUGCAGUGGCUGGAGCCCAGAAUUACCUCAGUGCUGUAUUGAGGCUCUUUGUAGAGCAGCUGUCUCACAAAACCCCAGACUGGCUUGGCUACAUGAGAUUUUUGAUCAUCCCUCUAGGCUCUCAUCCAGUGGCCAAAUACCUGGGGUCUGUAGAUUAUAGAUACAACAACUUCUUCCAAGAUCUAGCCUGGAGAGAUCUGUUCAACAAACUUGAAGCACAGACCACUGUUCAAGAAACACCUGAUGUUGUCUCCCGGAUAACGCAGUAUAUAGCAGGUGCAAACUGUGCACACCAAUUGCCCAUUGCUGAAGCAAUGCUGACGUACAAGCAGAAAAGGAAAAAGAGCUUUCAUUUUGAUUUUACCUUAAGCCCUGAUGAAGAAUCUUCGCAGAAGUUCAUUCCCUUUGUCGGGGUGGUGAAGGUUGGAAUAGUGGAACAAUCUUCUGCAACAUCAGGUGACUCUGAUGACGCAGCUCCCUCAAGCUCCAGUGUCCUUUCUUCUACCCCACCUUCUGUGUCACCUGCUGUGAAAGAAGCCUCCCCCACACCACCUUCCUCACCGUCUGUCACAGGCAGCUUCUCUUCCUCAAGCCAGAGCGUUGGUGCUGAGUUGAUGGGCCUCCAGGUGGAUUACUGGAUUGCAGCUCCACCCAUGGACAGAAAGAGAGACCCAGAGAAGAAGGACCCCUCGACUACCAAAAACACACUGAAAUGCACUUUCCGGUCCCUCCAGGUCAGCAGGUUACCUGCCAGCGGUGAGAUUGCCACCACUCCAACAAUGUCCAUGACUGUUGUGACAAAAGAGAAGAACAAGAAAGUGAUGUUUUUGCCCAAGAAAACAAAAGACAAGGAGAUUGAGUCAAAGAGCCAGUGUAUUGAAGGAAUCAGCAGGUUGAUUUGCACAGCAAAACAUCAGCAGAACAUGCUGCGCGUCCUCAUUGAUGGGGUGGAGUGGAACGACGUCAAGUUCUUUCAGCUGGCAGCACAGUGGUCCUCUCAUGUCAAGCACUUUCCCAUCUGCAUAUUUGGACACUCCAAAUCUAACUUCUAGCCGUGCUCGGCAGAGGGACCUUCUGUCCGUCCCGGGACUGCACACCAGGAGCCAGGAACUGCGUGCCAACUCUGACUCGCAUCUCUCUGCCCUCUCCUGCAGAAUUAAUUACAGAUGUGCUUGGAUUACUUUCGAAUUACUUUUUUCUAUUAACUCUUAAGUUUACUACAAGGGAAGGAAACCCCUUUAAACAAAGGCAAAAAAAACCCAGUCUUAAAUAUAGAUGUGCUGACAACAUGAAGUCGUGGGGGAGUUGGCAGGAGCAGGCAACCUGCCCAAGAACACCUACUACUUACAAGCAGAGAGCUGAAUAACUGCACUGCUUAUUAACCUUGAGACCUCAUUGGUGUGAGUGGUCUGGGGGAGCCAUGGAUCAGCUUGAGUGGAUUUUGCGGAAGAUCAUGCGGUGUGUUUGGCCCCCUCCUGUUUCUUUCCAGGAAAGAAAAGAUGGCCAUUCUUUUUUCCUGCUGCCAAAGGAUGAGAGAUCAGCAAGUCUGGAGGGAGUUCAACUGUCUGGCUUGAAAAACAAACCACUUGUGUAGCUGGAGAGGUCUGGGGAGGAGAUCCCCAAGUCUGCCAUGGGGACGGGAAGGUGUUUGUGCUGAAGUGAUGCCUGAGGAGAGUUGGACAGGAACUGGAAUUAGGGAAACACUAUGUGUAAGGAAACUCCAGUGUCCCAGGUCUGCGACAAUGACCAAACCGAGCCAGUCAUGAAGUCCCCGCAGCUGGCUGUGCAGCUGAGGGAUGCCACGUCAGUGGGGUCGCUGCUAUUUACAUACUCACACUGAUUAUUUACCUGUCAAUAAAACCUCGUCCAGCCUCUAAA
Molecule: messenger RNA, 3562 nt
Organism: Pezoporus occidentalis (night parrot)
Lineage: Eukaryota; Metazoa; Chordata; Aves; Psittaciformes; Psittacidae
Gene: PACS2
Product: phosphofurin acidic cluster sorting protein 2
Exons: 25
Coding region: 40-2736 (898 amino acids)
Biological process (GO): protein localization to plasma membrane
Molecular function (GO): transmembrane transporter binding
Source: RefSeq, a predicted model, not a curated record